Molecule: messenger RNA, 1948 nt
Organism: Durusdinium trenchii
Lineage: Eukaryota; Dinophyceae; Suessiales; Symbiodiniaceae
Source: the annotation of a GenBank genome assembly
CUGCGCUGUGAGCCAUGGCGGUGCAAAGUCUUGUUUCAGCGCGCCGCUCCACCUUUGCUUUGAGGGAAGAGCGAAAACCAACGUUGUUUAGAGAUACAGAUCUUCAGCGAAAGCGCAAAACAAUGUUUCGCGAUGUAGAGCGGACAAAUCUUGCACAGUAAAAAGCAAAGGCGCAUGGUUUUUUUGAAAAUCCACACCGAAGUUCUUACAUUUCACCACAUGACCGCACACCAAACAAGCGGCAAAACGCCAGAAAGGUUCCGCCUCGAAACUCUCCAGGAAAUUUGCUGGUGUUGUAAGCCUCUAAGUCCGCUGGAGCCAAGAAACAAAUCCGUUGCUGCGAAAACAUGCCAAAACCAACGUAAAUGUUUUUGCAAAGCCAGGGAAGACUAUGAUUCGGGACUGUUUGGGCAAGGAAUUUGUUUUGAACAUCAAUGCCUAUUUCCACUCACAAAUGUCGAGGUUAUCCUCUCUCACCAGCUUGGCCAGAUGACAUUGUUCUAUUUUUGAUCAUUUUGCGACCGCCCUGCCAUGGUGAAAUUACCUGUCUUUGCCAGGUGAUGUGCGACCUUUUUUGCAUCGACGACGCGGUGCGUAGUGGGACCACUGCAGUCUUGAGCAGUUUGCAAGAUUCUCAUGCCGCGCUGAUGACGAACCUCCAAGCCUUGCUCGAUUACCAGACACAAUAUUUGCUUUGGGCGAUUGGCACCGCGGUGAAUCCCCACCCGGUUGCGCUGGAAUCUGAGGAGGUUUUGGCAGUUCCGGUACUGCUGAAAGAAAUCGAGGAGUUUCCGGAGAAGGAGAUGAGGCCUGGUUUGGUCUUGGGCCGAGAGGUCUUGGAUUGGCACCGGAAGACCGGAGAAGAACUGACAGACCGGAUCAUGGCCAUGUCCAUCAACGCCUCCAUGGAGAACUGGCCUCAUCGGGUGAAGUCCAUGAAAGGAAUGCUACAUCACUAUCGCAAGAGCUUGACUGAUCGUCUUCAACCUGAGAAGCGCCGUGAUAAUGACUUGCCUUCUGUGCCGUCCACUCAGAAGAUGGUCAAAGAGAAGUUGCAGUAUCUGAGUGAUCAGGCAUCCGAGCACCGUGAGGUGGCGGAGGUGGUGCAAUCCUUACACAUGCAGCACGUGAAAUCGCCGGUACCGCUCUUGGAGGACCAAGCAAGAACAUCGAUUUUGGAGUCUUUCCUGCACACCCAUGAGAAGCACAACACUUUCAGCAUGCUCCACUUAAAGGCCCUGGACCAGACGGACUACGCAGUUAACUUGGCGCACAACUUCUCUGAGUGUGCAGGAGUAGACACCGCCUUGUUGCGGGAAGCGUGGCAACGUGCCUUUCAUGCUGAUGAACGAAGCAGUGAGGCCUUGCUGGAAGCCUGGGCAGCCACCCUUACCACCUCCGAACGUCUACAAGUCGCCGUGAAGGACGAGGGCUUUUUGGAUCGGUUGCCACACCUCAUCGUCCUGGACACUGAGGACCAACGCCUUGACCCUUUUGACGGCAUGUCGGAACCAACGCCAAGCAGUUUGACCCGGGCACCCUGUGGGAAUCGUAGCGCACUGGUGCAGGAGGUCUAUGGCCAAGCAGUGGCCAUGGUCGUUUCCUCCUUGAGGCCCUUAGCCAUGCAGCUGAACACCUUCAAGGUCUUAGCAACCUACCAGGAGCAGCAGCUCAAGCAUCGACAGUUGGAGUACGUUCCCAUGACUGACAGUGCGUCAGUGAUUUCAGAGCUGCAGAUGCUGCUGCAAGAGGUCUCUAUUCCAACAAGUGCACAAGGUCGAGCACUGGCUGCACGCGCAGUGAAGCACUUGGCUCAACCGACGUGUCCAAGCCUUGGGGCAUUCCACCAGACAGACCUUGCGCUCCUGUCGGCCGUAACAGUCGAGACCAUCCUGUUGCUGUGAAGAGGUUGGGGAGGAGGUGGUGAAUGCUCAAAGGUGUAUGGUCC